UUGAUUUUUUUGACCCCUUGAAACCAAACCGCGUUUCCAACAGUGUUCAAAAUCGUUGAAUUACAUUCCAUAGCUGAUAGCAGUCAUAGCACAUAUACCCUUCUUUUUCUCUUCUUCUGCUUCGCCUUCUUCUUCAUCAACUUUGAAUCCUCCUCUUUUCCAUUAUAUAAUUUCUCUCCUCCCAAACACACCCCAUUUACUCUUUUCUUGUGUUUCUUCUGUCUUUAUUUUCUGGGCUUCUGUUUUCUGAAUUCAAUUACUCUUUUGAUUUCGGAACACCUUUUCUGGCCUUUGCUAAAAGGUGAAAACGUUUCUACCCUUUUCUGGGUCUACCUUUUUGGUGUCUUUCUUAUUUUCUCAGUGACCAAACAGGAGGGGAUCAGCAUCACCACCAUGGUGCUCAAGGUUUUCCUCCUCGUUCUUCUGUUAGUCUGCGGCGCCGCCGGAACCCACGAUCACAAAUCAAAGAAUGGCUCUCACCUCGCCGGAAUCGAAUUUCCGGAGCACCCCAGCUUCAAUGCGGUCACAGCUUCAGCUACUACUGGGUGUAGCAUCCCAAAUUCGAAGAAAUCGAACCCCUCACAAAAUGAAGGGUUCGACAAUUGUGAUGACGAUGUCGAUGACGACGAGGCGGAAGACGGCGACGGCGAUGUGAAACAGACGGUGAAGCUAAACCUGAAGCGCCGGUCGGCGGGCACAGAGAAGAAGGAAUCGGUGGGUGUGUCAAAAAUGAAGGACUUGGCAAGAAUUCAGACUCUCUACAAAAGAAUGACUGAGAAAAAGAACCAAAACACGGUGUCAAGGCUGAAGAAACAGCAAUCGAAGCCCCAAGUAGCACCGCCAGCGGCGGCCCCGGAGUCCUCCGCAAGCGUGUUCUCCGGCCAGCUCAUUGCAACGUUGGAGUCCGGUGUGAGCCUUGGGUCAGGCGAGUACUUCAUUGAUGUGUUUGUGGGUACACCUCCUAAGCAUUUCUCUCUUAUACUUGAUACUGGUAGUGAUCUUAAUUGGAUUCAAUGUGUGCCUUGUUACGAAUGUUUUGAGCAAAAUGGACCUCAUUAUGAUCCUGGGCAGUCCUCUUCUUAUCGCAAUAUCGGUUGCCAUGAUUCCCGGUGCCACCUCGUUUCCUCUCCCGACCCUCCUCAGCCCUGCAAGGCUGAGAACCAGACCUGUCCCUACUACUACUGGUACGGUGAUAGUUCUAACACCACCGGUGAUUUUGCUCUAGAAACUUUCACUGUUAACCUCACCAUGUCCUCUGGAAAGCCCGAAUUGAGGAGGGUGGAGAAUGUCAUGUUUGGUUGUGGUCAUUGGAAUAGAGGCCUCUUUCAUGGGGCUGCUGGAUUGUUGGGAUUGGGGAGGGGGCCACUCUCCUUCUCGUCCCAGCUCCAAUCUCUGUAUGGCCACUCUUUCUCUUAUUGUCUUGUCGAUCGAAAUAGUGAUGCUAAUGUCAGCAGUAAGUUGAUUUUUGGUGAGGACAAGGACCUCUUGAGCCAUCCGGAGUUGAACUUCACUACUUUGGUUGCUGGGAAAGAAAACCCAGUGGAUACAUUUUAUUAUGUCCAGAUUAAAUCCAUUGUGGUUGGGGGAGAGGUGGUCAAUAUUCCAGAGGAGAAGUGGCAGAUUGCCGCUGAUGGCUCUGGUGGUACAAUCAUCGAUUCAGGCACUACACUUAGUUACUUUGCUGAGCCUGCAUAUCAGGUUAUCAAGGAGGCAUUUAUGGCCAAGGUGAAAGGAUACCCAGUAGUAAAUGAUUUUCCUGUUUUGGAGCCUUGUUACAAUGUUACUGGGGUGGAGCAACCGGACCUGCCUGACUUUGGAAUUGUCUUUAGUGAUGGAGCUGUCUGGAAUUUCCCAGUUGAGAACUACUUUAUUGAGAUUGAACCAAGGGAAGUUGUGUGUCUAGCGAUUUUGGGAACCCCGCCUUCGGCCCUUUCAAUAAUUGGAAACUACCAGCAGCAGAAUUUCCAUAUCUUGUAUGAUACAAAGAAGUCUAGGCUGGGCUUUGCACCGACAAAGUGUGCUGAUGUCUGACAUUGCUAAGCAUUUGGAUGGUAGGAGGAAAGACUCUUAACAUAACAGGUGCAGGAGGGCGAUUGUCUGGUUCUUGUUUAAAGUGGUAACACAAAUGAAAUUGAAUUCAUUUUUUUUCCUUCUGUUGAAGUUCAGGUGACUGCAUACUUAUAAGCAGGGAUCACUGGUGCAUAACGGUUCCAUCAAGACAAAUUUUAAUGUAUUUAUCAUUUUAACCGCUCCACUUUGGAUCCCUUUUUGGCUUGAAAUUGUUGUUUGACGGUGAAUACUAUCAGUAAAUGACAUGUAAGUUUAUGUACAAGUUCAAUUUACAUUUCCUUUUUGUACACAUCCAAAAUCAAACUCUUAAAUGCAAGAGUUUGGUCAUAUGAUUGCUCUUA
Vitis riparia (riverbank grape) is the source of this 2411-nucleotide messenger RNA. Its product is annotated as aspartyl protease family protein 2-like. Gene Ontology annotation, biological process: proteolysis. NCBI's taxonomy places the organism in Eukaryota, Viridiplantae, Streptophyta, Magnoliopsida, Vitales, Vitaceae. The record is from RefSeq and is a predicted model, not a curated record. Bases 394 to 2031 code for a protein of 545 amino acids. The transcript has a single exon. Gene Ontology annotation, molecular function: aspartic-type endopeptidase activity.